Molecule: messenger RNA, 542 nt
Organism: Bactrocera dorsalis (oriental fruit fly)
Lineage: Eukaryota; Metazoa; Arthropoda; Insecta; Diptera; Tephritidae
Gene: RpL32
Product: 60S ribosomal protein L32
Exons: 3
Coding region: 70-474 (134 amino acids)
Biological process (GO): translation
Cellular component (GO): ribosome; cytosolic large ribosomal subunit
Molecular function (GO): structural constituent of ribosome
Source: RefSeq, a predicted model, not a curated record
UUUACUCAAUAGCGGCCAACUUUAAGUUUCUUUCUUUUUGACGUGCUCUUUCAGAAAAAUCGCGUAAAGAUGACUAUCCGCCCCGCAUACAGGCCAAAAAUUGUGAAGAAGCGCACCAAGCACUUCAUCCGCCAUCAAUCGGAUCGCUAUGCUAAGCUUUCGCACAAAUGGCGUAAACCAAAAGGUAUUGACAACAGAGUACGUCGCCGUUUCAAGGGUCAGUACCUGAUGCCUAACAUUGGUUAUGGUUCCAACAAACGCACCCGUCAUAUGCUGCCAACUGGCUUCAAGAAGUUCUUGGUUCACAAUGUCCGUGAAUUAGAGGUGUUGUUAAUGCAAAAUCGUGAAUAUUGCGGAGAAAUCGCCCACGGCGUAUCUUCCAAAAAGCGGAAGGAAAUUGUUGAGCGCGCCAAGCAGCUGUCGAUCCGUCUCACCAAUCCCAACAGUCGCUUGCGAUCACAGGAGAACGAAUAAACUUAAGUUUUUCGGUGUUCUUUUUUAUUUUCGCCAACAACUUAAAUAUAAAAUCUGAAAAUUAAGUA